AUUCAGCUGAAAAUUACUAUCUAUGAAGCUCUUCGGGUUUUCGGUGACGGACCACCGUGACAUAGUGCCCAUGGUGAAGUUUGAGUGCCACUACUGUGGCCGGAAGUUCGAAAACUCUCAAGCAUUGGGUGGACAUCAAAACGCACACAAAAGAGAAAGGCAGCUUGAAAGGAUGGCCAUAUUAGAACAUGUCCAGCAACAUCACCAACCUCCUCCUCCUCCUCCUCCUCCUCAUGAUCAUGAUCAUGAUCAAUAUCAACGGUCAGCAACAGGUGUCCCCAUCAUCAAUGAUCCAAUGUUCGUUUCCUCUAGUAGGUCUACAACCGUUGACGGUUGUGCUGGUUAUAAUACUGCUGGUGGUGCAGUGGUAGCACCCAAAGAUCCUCAUGGCUUGUACUUGAAACAGAUCGCAAAACAAGAGGCUGUUCCGAAAGUGGAUGAAGAAAACGACGUCGUCGAUCUGCGUUUGAGACUUUGAGUCAUGCACACUCCCAACACCCUUGACUUAGUUCUAAUAUUCCCAGUCCAGGUUUAUUUGAAAACAUGUAUAAAAGAUGACAAAGCUUUGGUAAGCUUUCUUUCCAUUGUGUGUGUUGAAAUUAGGGCUUGUUAAAUAUAGGUCAAUUUUCAUGAAGAUGUAAUGGAUGUAG
Prunus mume (Japanese apricot) is the source of this 650-nucleotide messenger RNA. The record is from RefSeq and is a predicted model, not a curated record. NCBI's taxonomy places the organism in Eukaryota, Viridiplantae, Streptophyta, Magnoliopsida, Rosales, Rosaceae.